UAUGCCAAUGGCGACAAUGCCACACUGAAGCCGACAUGGAUCCAGAACGAGACGGCCGCUUGUUCCCAUCUCUCAUAUCCAUAGUUUUCCUUAUUUUGAGCAUCGACACUGACCGUGUGGAGACGCGAGGAACUUGCCACUAUUUCAGCAUUGUAAAGAAAAACUGGACCACUGCAUUGGACAUAUGCAUGGGAAUGAGCAUGUGCCUGGCAGACUUUGACACUCGCAAACACUUUGAAAUUCUGGACACGCUGAAUGUGAAUCACACGCAGUACUGGUUUGGCUUGAACAGACACUUCCAGCCGGAAUGGGAAUACGUAUCGAAUAACCACAAGACGCGAUAUUUGCCACCCGCACAUAACUUGAAGAAACCCAAUCGCAAUUGUGGACUGCUAAGGGCUGUGAGGAAAAGAACCUACGGCGUCAACAGUGAGCACUGUGAGCAGGAAAAGAUGUUUGUCUGCGCGGAGUCUGUGUUCUGCAGGCAGAAGAAAGAGUUGACACGAUAUUCCAGUGGCUACAACACGUUGCCGAGGCCGGGUAAGAGCAGCUGCAGUCGCAGAUAAUAAUUAAAGUUCCAUCAGCGAUUAAAUGUCUAA
Messenger RNA from Drosophila subobscura, 599 nucleotides. Its product is annotated as C-type lectin domain family 2 member D3-like. NCBI's taxonomy places the organism in Eukaryota, Metazoa, Arthropoda, Insecta, Diptera, Drosophilidae. The record is from RefSeq and is a predicted model, not a curated record. The coding region runs from base 36 to 566 and encodes 176 amino acids. The transcript is spliced from 2 exons.